AUGGCGGAGAUGGCCAACUUGGCUAACACCAUGGAGGCGAAUGUUGCUACGACUUUGCAAGCUGUACAGAGAUUUGGUCAACCGGUGGGAAACAGAAAUGGAAAUAGGGAUGGAAAUAGUAAUGGAGACAGAAACGACAAUGACUUGGGAGAGAUUCCUUGGGACGUGUUUCAAACAGUGUUCUAUAGGAAGUAUUUUCCGGAGUCGGUGAGAGAAGCAAAGGAGUUAGAGCUUAUGCAGCUAAAGCAAGGCUCGUUGUCUGUGGCCGAAUACACUAGUUGGUUUGAGAAACUCUGUAGGUUCUCUAGGGUGUGUCAAGGUGCCCCGGAGUCCUAUGAGAGUUGGAAGUGCAUUAAAUAUCAAGGAGGCUUGAAGGAUAACAUUAUGACUGUUGUGGCUCCUUUGGAGAUUCGGAUCUUUUUCGAACUUGUGAACAAGGCAAGGGUCGUGGAGGAGUGUGCUAAGAAGGUGACAUUGGCGAGAGACACCCGAGGGGGAAACAAUGCUAGAGGCCGAGGCAAGUAUUUUCAACCAAGAGCUCAAAACUUCAAGAGAGGAGGGCAUGUACCUCAAGGUCAAGGAGGCUUUAGGAGGAAUAACAAUGAUCAGUACCAGCAUGCCAAAGGGAGAGGUAAUCAGAGUAAGGCUUCUCCGGAUUUAACUUGUGAUCAUUGUGGACGUUUUCAUCCGAAUGACUCGUGCAAGUUGGUUAUAGGUGGAUGCUUUGCAUGUGGAUUGCCUGGACACAUGGCAAAGGAUUGCCCUCGUAGGAGGACUCCGAAUGUGGGCCAGAACCAGCAAGGUCGGGUGUUUGCUGUAAACGGCCAGGAUGUUGCAAAGUCGGAUCAAUUGAUGAAAGGUAACUGUUCAUUUGGUGAGAAAACAUUGGUUGCAUUAUAUGAUACUGGAGCUUUGCAUUCAUUUAUUGCAUUAGAUAAAGUUGAGAAACUAGGGUUGAAAAUGUCAGAAUUAGCUUUCGAUUUGCAUGUGUAUACCCCAUAUCAGAUGGUUGUGACAAAGUUAGGUUGUAGGCAAGUGUCUUUCAAGCUUGAGAAUAAAGAAUUUGUCCAUGACUUAAUUUGCUUGCCAAUGGUUGGGUUAGAGAUGAUUUCGGGGUUUGACUAG
This is a messenger RNA of Arachis ipaensis, 1125 nucleotides long. RefSeq lists its product as uncharacterized. Gene Ontology annotation, molecular function: zinc ion binding; nucleic acid binding. Lineage: Eukaryota; Viridiplantae; Streptophyta; Magnoliopsida; Fabales; Fabaceae. The record is from RefSeq and is a predicted model, not a curated record.